This is a messenger RNA of Echinops telfairi (small Madagascar hedgehog), 480 nucleotides long. RefSeq names its product lipopolysaccharide-induced tumor necrosis factor-alpha factor homolog. The record is from RefSeq and is a predicted model, not a curated record. Gene Ontology annotation, biological process: regulation of cytokine production. Lineage: Eukaryota; Metazoa; Chordata; Mammalia; Afrosoricida; Tenrecidae. The transcript has a single exon. Gene Ontology annotation, molecular function: zinc ion binding. The coding region runs from base 1 to 480 and encodes 159 amino acids.
AUGUCGGUUCCAGGACCCUACCAGGCGGCUUCCGGCCCUUCCUCGGUGCCCAGUGCAACCCCGACCUACGAACAGACGGUCAGCAACCACUACCCUUCGCCUCCAAUGCCCAUACCUGGGCCCACCAUGGGACUCAUGACAGGCCCCGACCGGAAGGACAUGAACCUUCCUGUGUACUACACACAGCCGGUGCCCGUGCCCAACGCCAAUGCCAGAGCCGUGCAGACCGUGUAUGUGCAGCAGCCUGUCUCGCUUUUCGACCGCCUGGUCCAGAUGUGUUGUCCUUCCUGCAGCAAGAUGAUCGUGACAAGGCUGUCCUAUAACGCCGGCGCCCUCACCUGGCUCUCCUGCAGGAGCCUGUGCCUGCUGGGGUGUGUGUUGGGCGGCUGCUUCAUCCACGUCUGCGUGGACGCCCUGCAGGACAUGGACCACUACUGCCCAAACUACAAAGCUCUGCUGGGCACCUACAAGCGUUUGUAG